Molecule: messenger RNA, 8019 nt
Organism: Diabrotica balteata
Lineage: Eukaryota; Metazoa; Arthropoda; Insecta; Coleoptera; Chrysomelidae
Source: the annotation of a GenBank genome assembly
AGUUCUCGGAUCUUGGCCCUGUGUGCAUGACAGUUCGCGAGUUUUUCUGCAAAACCUACCAUCAUGAGUAAUAAAAACGAGAAGUGGAAACCUAUGAAUAUUUCCAACCCUUCUACUCGUCUAAGAAUGGCAAGGAAUAUGCCACAGUGGAUGAACAAAUCGGGCAGUGGUGUUCCAGCCCCGCCAGUACCAAACGACGAUAGAAUGAUGAAACAAGCGAAGCACAAGCAUAAAAUGGACGAACCAGACUACGAAGUGAUAGAAUUCGGUCAGUAUUCAAAUGCCACACCACCAUUGCCAGCGAAGAAUGUAAAUCAUAAAAAGCCAGAGGGACAUCGUUGUCAAUUGUGCGGUUCUUCAGCUUCAAAUAUACACUGUGAGCAAUGCAAACAGGUAUUCUGUGUUUCCUGUGAUGAUAUGUACCACAGACAUCCUAAACGACAGACACAUAUACGAAGAAGACUUGAACAGACUAUUAGACCUCCAUUGCCGCCCAAAGGAGAAGCAGUUUCCGCACCAGUACCGCCCCCUAGACGUCACAGAAGAGGCGGAUCCAUAGGACCCUCUCCCUGCCAAAGUCCUACUUUUAGCAGACAUCCUCAGGUGAACAGGUCCUCCACAAUGCCUAGAAGGGAAAGUCAGGAUGGUAUAUCUUUGAAAGAUAAAUUCGUCAAUUUGAAACGAGAGGUUCUAGGAAAUAGACCCCUGCCACCACCGCCCUCUAGUCCUUUCCAGUCAGAAGUCUCUGCACCUUCAUUCGACAGCAGUAGAAGGCUAGUUCCUAGCCCAAGUCCAUCACUGCAACAACGUUACAGACAACACCAGCUUGCCAUGCGAGGAACUGUCUCGAAUUUAUCAGAUUUCGAUCAGAAUUUCAACAGAGAUAUGGGCUAUCCCGACGCAGAAGGAGGUCAGUGGAAUGGUCGAUCUCGAACAGGAAGUAUUUCUGGCUCUGAUAUUGGUAGAAGAAGUUCCAGGAAGUUGAGUAAUAUAUCCUAUCCUCCUUCUGAAAGAGACGGAUCUGAUCAUUCUUCCAGUUUUAAUGUAAAUAAUCCAAUGAUGCACCAUCACCACCACCAUGGUUUCAUGCCUGUUCAACAAGCCCAAUCUAUGGCAAAUCUAAACUAUCCACCUCCCUGUUGCCAAAAUCCUUGGAUGAAUCAGUUUGGAUACGACCAACAGCUCCACGGUAGCAACCUUAGUUUGAAUAUAGCUCCAAGGGGAUAUAUGAUGAAUCCAGUAUGGAUGGGACCAUGGCAUAAUCCACCCAAUGUUCCUAUGUAUCCUCCAUAUUCAAUGUCUAUGAGUAACGUACACCAUCCAGGAUACACCCCUUCAAGACCAGGAUCUCCUACGCAAAGUAUUAAGUCCAGAAAAUCAACUCUAAGCAGAAAAAGCAGAAAAAAAUACGUUGAAGAUACGGAAGAUGAGGAUGAUGAUGAUAGAAGAUCAACUUUCAGCCAUCAUAGUGAAAGAAAGUCUUCUAGAGGAAGACUUCCAGCUAAAAGAGACAGCGUCAGUAGAGAAAUUCCUAGCAGAAGUUUUACAGAGAGGCAGCCGUCUGUAUCCAGAAGCAAGCGUAGUAUGCAUACUCCAUCUAGUGAUACCGACGACGAGUUAUCAGAAGAAGGUAACAAUCGUCUGAAACCUAGCGUGGUUAACGAUGAAAAUGGAUCUGAGUACGACAAUAUCCCUAAAGAGGCAAAAGAAAUUCCUAGUGAUACCCAAUGGGAAUGCGAACAUUGUACAUUUGUAAACGAACCUGGCGUCAAAGUAUGCAUGGUCUGUUGCAAAACGUCUACACUUUCAAGAAAAAUCAAAAAGGAAGACUCCAUUCCCAAAGAAACAGAAAAGGUUCACAUCAACGUAUCAAGUGAUGACUUCAGUAAAGAUUGCAGCGAGACCGAAUCAGUGUUGAACAAACUUGGAAAGUUGACCAUAUCAGACAACGAUACCAAAAUCCAGCAGAUCGAAUCAAAGAAAGGCAGUGAAGAAAAAAGUGAAGUGGACAAAAAUAAUAACGUUCCAAAAGAGGAAAUAGAAACUGUGAAGAGUAUUGGUACGUCAAGUGAAGUGCAAACAAAGGAAGUGAUACAGUGUGUGUCAGAAAGUCAGGACAAGAGGCCUCCGAGAAAUGUAGCGUCUAUUUCAACUGGUACUUCGCCUCCACCGCAGAAUAUGUCCACACAGACAUAUGAAGAUAUAGUAAAUGAAACUAAAAACCAAUCCAGAGGACGCAGUCGAAGCAGACGUAGUGAGUAUCUGAAGAGAUCUCAAUCCCUACAUUCUGCCAAUUCUCAGGCUCAUUCUGAAUGGUCGUCACUUCAUCGAUCUCCAAGUGGAAUGUCGUAUACAACUGAUUCACAGAGUUUACCUGGAAGUCGCGAAGCGAGCCCUGUACCAUAUGUUGAAGACAUGCCUUAUAAAAAAUAUAGACCUGUGAGUAGAAACCGAACAUCGCAACCUGAGAUAAGACUUACCCGGAGCAUUAUGGAUCUUAGAAAACCCGAACUUUAUAGAAGACCUAGCCAAGUCGACUUGGGAUACUAUAGGAUGGAAAACAUGCAUCCAAGUCACCUUCGACCAGAGCCUUUUCCACAUCACUUCGAGAGAGAAAAUGGAGAACUCAAUCAAAAUGGUUAUGAUCCUUUCCAAAGCUCGGGAAUGGAGGUCGUCAAACUGCUUCGUGAGGCAGAACAAUAUAAAUAUACAGCUGACGAACUACAAGCCGCCCUUAUCCAUUGUAAAGACACCAAUCCCAUCGAAUGGCUAAAGGAGCACUGGGAACCAACUAUAUCCAGUGUCCAAACUCUAGCCACGCAAAUGGGUCGUGAAGGACCCAUCAACAUAGUUGGUACUGUAUCCAAAGUUGAAGCCAGAGAUGCUUUGAGAAAGCACAAGGGAAGCAUGUGGCCGGCUGUAGAGGAAUGUGUGGAACAACGACAGAAAAAGUAUGCUGAUUUGGCUUCCCGAGGAGACUAUAAUAGAGAAGAUAUCAUAACAGUGUUAACGGCAAAUCACGGUGACUUGGAAGCUGCAUACAGUGAGCUCAGUAAAAUGCAACUGAAACCUUUUCUAAUGAGGAUUUGGGGCCCGCCGGUGGGUAUUGAGAAUGAGGCAGGUAAUGAGGGGGUCAGCGUUAGUGCUUUUGACGGGGAAGAGGCAUCUAUUGAUGAUAGUUUUUUAAGAUCAGAAUCAAAAGCGGUAAGUACCCCCACUUCAAUAGUUAGUCAAAACUCUUCAGAAAACUUGUUUUUACCAAUAUCUCCACUACCAGAAGAUACAGAGAAAAUAAACAGAGAUCAAGAAGCUGAUGAUAACAGGGAGGCAUUGGAUAAUUUGGAGUUAGAGAUUUUAAAAAAUUUGGAAGAUAUCAAAUUGUUGAGUUUGAAUCUAAUUAAUGAAAACGAAGCUGUUGUCAGUAAUACAAUAAAAUAUGAUGAAAUUAAAGACAAAGAAAAAGAUAGAAUAAUAUUUCCAAAAGUCGAAAAAUUUCACAGCAAUCUGCAAUCAAAAAACGAUGCAGCGGAAAAAGAUUCUUCUACUGGCAUUGUAAAUAUAGAGUCUAGUCAGCAGCAAAUGACAAUCCCAUCUACUAAUAUUAAUACAGAGAAUAUCAAUAUAGAUAAUACUUUAAAAACAAAUUUUAAUGACAACAUUCACCAACACAAUCUUCAAAACUAUUUAGAAGAGAAUGAACCUUUUAUAGAAAGUCAUACAAGCAAACCAGAUUCAGUAAAACCUGUUGAAGCAAUAGAAUCUAAUAUACAUCUUCCAGGCACUUCAGCUACUGCUAUAAAUCAAAAUAAUGAAUUUGUUGAACCUGUAACGUCUGUCAAAGAAACUGAGAUCAAAAAAGACGUUACAAACAUCUCAGUUGCUGCCACGGCACAUGCCAACGAAUUUGUUCAUCCUACAGCACUCCCUGAAGAUAAAACUGAUAAUUCAGUAGCCAGUUAUGAAGAAACUAAACCAAAAAAUAAGUUUUAUAUAGAAAAAAGUAGCACUGUGAUCCAUAUAGAUGAUUAUCCCAGUACAUCACACAUUUCUAACAUUACUUCUGAUGACGAUAGUCAUCAUGAAUUUGAAGAUGCUCUGGAUACCACUCUAGAAGCUGUAGUGCCUUCAAUGACUAUCAAAAAAGACGAAAUAGGUAAUAAAGAACCCUCAAUAGUAGAACUGUCAACUAAGGAAGUUAACAAGAAACCAGAAAUUGAAUUUCUACCUACUGAGAAUACCGAGAGUAUUGCUAAAGACUCUUUAACAUCAAUAAAACCAGUAAAAAUAGAGACAGAAGCAGAUAUUUCAGUUAUUGAUAAUAGUACGAAUAUAACAGCCCUUCCAGUAAAAGAGGAAAGUAAAAACUUAAAAAGAAAGACUAGUAUAUCAACUAUAAAUAUAUUUUUUGGCGAAAGAAAUGCUGAUGGCUCUGCUGCGACUGAUUUAAGCACAUCUGGUAACAAAAAUGUAUUAGAUGACGAAGAAAACACAAUUGUUGAAAGUCAGGCCUCAAUUAUGUUAAAACCUGUGGCUAAGAAUGAAAUCAACAAACCAAAUGUAGCUAUACAGGAGCCACAAAGAGCUACUUUUGACGAAAACCAAAACAAUAACAACAAAUGCAAAGAAGAACAGGUUCAAGAGGUAUCAAAGCAACACAUUAUAUCAAAAAAUGAACAACCAUUAGAAGAAAACGACAGAAAAAAUGUAGAACAAAUAAAAAUAGAGACUGAGAUAGUUCAGAAUAGAGAUAUAACUAAUAAUCAAGGUGAUAUUGGACAUUCAGCAAAUAGUAAUGUUGAAAUAGUCAAUUCUGAGGAACAAAAUGAGGAAAAAGACAAAGGAUGUGACUUAAUUCAUGAAAAUGAUGUUGAAGUCACACCUCAUAAUGCAAGUAAUAUCGAACAAAACGUAUCUAAGUGUGAGCCUAUUACUUCUGUAGAUGUUGCGUCUGAAGAUCAAAUAACAGAAACUCAAAUUUCUACUUCUAGUAUAACUGAGAUUACACAGGCCAACUAUGAUGAAAAUAACUCUCAACAGAUAGGUAUUAAUCAAGAAAACCUGUCAAUAUCUGAAUCUAAAGAUUCAAAUAACGAUGCACCUGGAAGUUCAAUAAAAUACAAAGAAGAAGCAAGUAGUAAACAAGAUUUCGGUAUAGAUAAAGUUGUAGCAAAUAUAACUGAACCUAAUAUUGAAAAGAAUGUGUUCAACAAGAAGGGUGAAGAUGCACUAGACAGUUCAACAAAUCACAAAGAAGAAGGAAAUAAUCAACUAGAUUUAGGUGUAGAUACAGUGAUAGUAAAUAUAACUGAACCUAAUAUUCAAAUAAAUGUGUCAAAUAAGAAAGAAGAAGACGCACCUGGCAUUUCAACAAAGCCCAAAGAAGAAGCAAAUAAUCAACUAGAUUUGGGUAUAGAUAAAGUUGGAGCAAAUAUAACUGAACCUAAUAUUCAAAGAAAUAUGUCCAAACAAAAGAAAAAAAGUCGAGAAAUAAAAACAAACAGCACCGGUAAAGCGCAGGAAAAUAAUUUACAAAUAACUAAAAGUAAAACUCAGAAAACAUUGGCUAAAGAAGCUUCAGAGGGAAAGGUUGAUAAUCAACAAGUAGUUAAAGAAUCUAUUGAACUGGAAUCUAAAAACAAUAACAUUCUAAAUAAUAUACAGAUUCCAGACAAAAAUUUAGUAGCAGAAAAUCUUAAUAAAGAGAUUUUAAAAACAGAAAGCAAUUAUAAUAGUACCAAUGAAGUAUCUCCCAAAGAUUCUAGUUUAAUUUGUACUAAUAAAGAUAAUACUGCAAGAGAAGUAUCUCAAAAAAAGAAUGAAGUUAGAGCUAAAACAGAAUAUAGAAAAAAUGUUAACUAUGAUUCUGAUGAAGAAUCUAGUAACUACCAAAACAGUUUAUCCAGGAAUACAACAUUCAAAAUCACCAGGAGAAGACCUGUCAAGAAAAGAAAUAAAAACGAAAGAUCUUCUAGUCAGAAAAUCAAGUCAAAGGCAAAACCUCUUGAAAUGCAAGAUAGUAGAAGUGAGGUCUUAGGUAGCAACGUCAUGGAUAAUAAAGAAUAUACAAAUAAAAAUAAAGAAGAGUCCACUACAAUAGUAGAAGCAAAACAAGGAACCUCAAAAGAUGAAGUAGAACAUAAAGAAGUGAUUGGUCAAUCUAAUAAAGUAGAGCCUAAAGUUACAACUCAAGUUCAAAUGUCACAAAAUCCCCAAACAAUUCCCGUAGCAAAGAAACCCUCAAAGAUCCCCCUCUUAAAACAACGUUGCGUGUCUUUAACAAAUGCGCUACUUUCGCCAUCGCCAAGUCCAAGUAAAAUCCCUAUAAAGAACAAAUUUUUCUUCAAUAAGUCUCCUUCUGUAACACCAGACCGCGAAAGUAAAAAAGAUGUAAAGGAAGCAGUUAGCAUACCAUCAACACCAAGUUCAAGAGACACCAGCCCUAUGAUAGCCAUCCCAGAUCAACUGGACAGACUUGAUCCUAAAAACAAAUUAAAAAUGCUAUCGACAAAUAAAGGAUCUUUUGAAUCUACCACUAGUUCCAAACAACUCUCUUAUACGAAAUCGUUGGACAAUGAUAGCGAGUCUUCUGUAUCUGACAGUAAUAUUGAAGAAUUGCUGGAAGACGAUGACAGCUAUGACGAGGUACAAGAGUACGGACCUGUAGAUUCUGAAGAAUCUGAUGACUUCGACAGAAUAAACUCGAAUAUUGAAAGACUUAAUCUUAACCUGAAUAGAGACAACACUGUGAUCGAUAUGAGCAAGAAAAAGGAUUUGAGAAACUAUAGUAUAGAGGAAACCUGUGAAUCAGAGGAAUAUUCUGAUUACGUAGAAGAGGAAGAAGUAGAAGUGAGUGAGUACGAGGACGACGAAGGUGUGGAUGAUGAUGAAGAAGACGAGGAAGAGGAGCAUAAGCAUAAACCGGUAACGGAUAUGGAGCGGCACGCGCGACAACUUCUCGCUGAAGGAAAAGUCGAUAAUUAUGAACAAGCUGAAAUUGCAGCCAGUCUACUACUGCUAAAAUUUUCGACUGAAGAAGCUCUUGAAGCUGUAAAAGACUGUAAUUCCGUAGACGCCGCUAUAGCUUUUCUGCAACAGGACUGCGAGCUUUGUGCGGGGAAAUAUCCCAUGAAAGAGAUAAUUUCUAUGUUAAAAUGCACCCACAGAUGUUGCCAAGAUUGUGCGAAAAAUUAUUUCACAGUCCAAAUCACCGAUAGAAGUAUUAUGGAUUGCAGCUGUCCUUUUUGUAAGCAACCAGACUUAACCAGUUCAGAAACAAACGAAGAUGAAGUGACUGAGUACUUUGGAAAUCUGGAUAUUCUAUUAAAAGGGAUUUUGGAUGUCCCGGUGCAUGAACUUUUUCAAAGGAAGCUGAGGGAUAGAACUUUGAUGCAAGAUCCACAUUUCAAGUGGUGUAUAAAGUGGGAAAAACAGCAUGAGGGGAUCACAUGCGAGAAAUUCGCGGAAUGGAAAGACGCCAAUGACCCCGAGAACCAAGCCUCUGGCGUUACGAAACAUCUCGCUGAAAACGGAAUAGACUGUCCUAAAUGUAAAUUCAGAUAUUCGCUAUCAAAAGGUGGUUGUAUGCAUUUUACUUGCACUCAGGAUAAAGAACCACAUGAACUAGAAAAAUUACUAAAGGAUAACAAAGUUGAAUAUAGACUGGAUGUGAACCAAGGUGCUGAAGAUAAUGCUUCUGCUGUGAUGAAAUGCCUAAUACCUCUACAAAAAGAAACACCGACCGGUUUGUUAGAUACUGUAUGUAAUAAUGAAGUGACUCCAGGACAAUCAGGUCUUUGCAGGAACCAUUAUCUUGAAUAUUUGUGUCUUUUGAUUCGCAAGUACAAUCUUGAAACAAUAGACAUGUUGACAGCAGAUGAUUUGGAGACUGUAGUAAGAAGAGCUUCUAAAAAGUUGCCCCCUAAUGCAUUUGGAACCCCUCGCGAAAUGUAUAGAUCUCGUUUAAAACAGGUACACAAAAACGUUGAGCCUCUUUCCAAAAGACAUUAUUUUAAGAUAUAA